AUGAAGAGAAAUACAUUUUUUUGUAAAAACUUAUUCAACUAUAGCCAAAUAAAUGUAACUAGAAAAUGUGGAAAAGACAUAUUUUUUGUUGAAAAGAGGGGAAGAAAAUAUAUACCAUUUUAUGAUGAAAAAAAAGAAAAAAAAAAAAAUAUAAAUACAGGAGAAAAUGUUAAUAACGAAAAUAAAAAUGAAGAAGAGGGAAAAAAUAUACAAAAAGAAAAUUAUUCAAUAUUUUGGCAAAAUUUAAUGCCACCAAUAUCACCAAUGAAAGGUUUAAAGCUACUACUUAGCUUUGACACACAACUUGGACAAAUAGACGUUAAUAAAGAAAAACCAAUUGAUUUUAAUUUAAUAAUAAAAAUAGAUAUAAAAAGGGAAUCCUUAAGAGGGAUGUGUAAUUUAACACAUAGUGUUGAUAAAAAAAAAAAAAUUUUAGUAUUAAUAGAAGAAGAUAAUGAAAAUUUAAAAAAAUAUGGAGCAAAUUAUGUGGGUUUAGAUUAUAUUAAUAAAAUAAAAAAUGGAUGGCUAGAUUUUGAUAUAUGUAUAACAAAUUUUAAAAAUAUAAAUAAAAUAUUACCAAUAGCUAAAAUAUUAGGACCUAAAAAAUUAAUGCCUAAUGUUAAAUCAAAUACUCUUGUAGACAACUUAAAAGAAACUAUUAUAAAAAUAAAAAGUGGAAAUAGUAUUGAAUAUCGUAGUGAACAAAUUGAUACUAAUACAUUUGAAUUAUAUAAAAAUAUUUACAACUUAAAUAAAAUUGAUAAAAAUUCGCUAGCUCAUAUAAAUAUUAAAAUAGCUUCUACAGAUAUGCCAUACCUACAUAUACUUGAUAAUAUUAAAUCUUUUGUUUCAGAAAUUGUAAAAAAUAAUAUACAUUCUUCACACACUGAUAAAGAAAAUAAAUCAACAUUUGUUUGGCCACCUAUUACAAAAAAAGUUAAUAAACCUAAUAAAUAUUAUACACAAACAAGUAAUAUCCUUACCAAUAAUCCUGAAGAUAGUUCCGACUCAUUUAUACUUGGCGGAUACUUAACUCUUCCCGGUCUUCCAAAAUUUUUUUUGAAACCAAAUCUGCUCUAUACUAAUUCAGACGGUUACGUCAAUUAA
Messenger RNA from Plasmodium vinckei vinckei, 1107 nucleotides. Its product is annotated as 50S ribosomal protein L1, mitochondrial, putative. NCBI's taxonomy places the organism in Eukaryota, Apicomplexa, Aconoidasida, Haemosporida, Plasmodiidae. The record is from RefSeq and is a predicted model, not a curated record. The transcript has a single exon. Bases 1 to 1107 code for a protein of 368 amino acids.